This is a messenger RNA of Marchantia polymorpha subsp. ruderalis, 1187 nucleotides long. The record is from the annotation of a GenBank genome assembly. NCBI's taxonomy places the organism in Eukaryota, Viridiplantae, Streptophyta, Marchantiopsida, Marchantiales, Marchantiaceae.
UGGUAGAGGGUCUCUAGAUCUCAGAGCUUGGGGUCCAUGGUCUUUAGGUUAAGACAGGCAUACAGGAUUGAGUACAUUUUGAUACGUAAGAGUUGUGCUUUACUUGAUGGAUGUCCACGAAAAACUAUUAGUUUCUACUUGCGCUUUAGUACUGCUCAGUCGUGGGUUGUUUGCUAUUUGGAUGUGGAUUACGACAUAAAGGUUUUCCUAUUUUGUAUCAUUCUUAUUGUUUGUGUGGAGACGUUCUUGCACAAUUCCCAGUUGCAUCAAAGGGUGUUCCUCUGGAUUAGGCGAAAACAUGAGAUUCAGGUGACCGAGCAUCAGAUUUUCAAAUAGCUUAAUUCUGAAGCAGGUUUGCUGUGGCACAGCGAUUGCAAUUCAUGCUGCUUUCCAUGACCUUUUCCUUUCAAUUUCUCGACGUAGGCAACUCUGUAGAAAAGCUCUCACGUGUAAUUCUCAAAAGAUGAGAUGAAGACGAAGCGUUGAUUUUCUGCGGAGUAUACAUGGUAGAGCCUUUGAGUACGGUCUGCACGACCGACCUCUCAAGCAUUCCGCAAUAGAGUACACACAGGGUUUUCAUUCUUAAGGAAGGGAUGGGGGUGGUUGACUCACAGCAGCUACCUUAGACGUUCAAGAUGCAACCUGCGAGGGCCCUGGUUGAGAUGCUUGACGUUAUACAGAACACUGUUCUUGACGAAUGGUGUUAGUGCUUAACAUGUUCAUGUUACUCCGCAGUUAUAUGUUGAAAAGUAGACUGGAAGUCAGCUUACAAGGUUGGGUUCUCCAGUCUCUGCCUUCCCAAAUCAUGAGACUCAGCUCAGCGAUCUUUGCUGUGGAUACAUGGCGAUUUUGAAACGAUGUGUUUUUGCCACUCAAGAUAUUUGCCCAUGUUAUUCUUGCUGUAUAGUUUUGUGACUCACAAUAUGUCUGACUAGACUCGUGUUUUGGCACAGUAUUAGAUGAAUCUAAUAGAAACUCGGUAUGGGAGGAUGGAUGGAUGGAUGUUUAGCGGCAGUUCACCACAGGUGUAUUCUUGUCAUCGCAAUGUCCCGACACCUGUAAGCCAACGAUAAACUUGCAGUUCGUGUCAAGUAGCGACAGUCCAUGACUCUUUUGGAUCACCACUACACGCGUGUUCUAAGAGUGGACCCACAAUCUGUAGUAUUUCUCUCACAUUCGAUGCGCCA